CGAUCAGAGAAACAUCGAGUAUAAAGGUGAGGCAACUCCGCGAAAUUUGCUGCAAUGCAUAGUGUCCUGUAGGUACUAUUUAGACUUGUUAGCUGCCUUUAUGUAAUUUUCGAGCCUCUGUGAAAUCCUUCAUCUGAACAAUGUUAAUCACAACCAUCUGCCGGGUGUCUGUGGCACCUUCUUUGCAACCUCUGCGUACAAGAUGCCUGUCGAUGAAACAGUGUUCCCCAAAGAUUCAAAUUGUACGCUGUUUUACAAAUGAGAGUCGAAAUACAUUUAGUGAACGCCUUGCAAGAAGGAGAUCGUUGAAAGAGAAAUUACUGGCGCCAGCUGGAGAAACUGCUUUCAAUAUUGGCAAAGGAGCUGUAGCAGGAGGAGCGGCACUGGGGUUAGGAGCACUCUGUUUCUAUGGCUUGGGACUAUCGAAACAAACUGGAGCUAUUGAUCAUGCUACAUUUUGGCCAGAAUAUGUGAAGCAGAGAAUUAGAGAUACAUACAUGUAUUUUGGUGGUUCUAUAGUGGUGACUGCUGCAAGUGCUGCUGCAGCUUUGCGGUCUCCCAGAGUCAUGAGUUUGGUCACAAAGAAUUCGUUUGGUGCAAUUGCUUUGUCAUUUGCAGCACUUAUUGGAACCAAUGUGAUUGUUCAAAGCAUCCCUUAUCAGAAAGGUUUUGGAGUGAAGCAGAUGGCUUGGCUUGCACAUUCUGCUGUGUUGGGUGCUUUCAUCGCUCCUAUUUGUUUUGUUGGUGGGCCAGUGCUCAUUAGGGCUGCUUGGUACACAGCAGGUGUGGUUGGCGGACUCUCUACCGUGGCGGUUUGUGCACCAAGUGAAAAGUUCUUGAUGAUGGGAGGUCCUUUGGCCAUUGGUCUUGGAGUAGUGUUUGCAUCAUCAUUAGGUACCAUGUUUCUACCACCAUCUACUGCACUGGGGGCAGGCUUGUAUGCCAUCAGCAUGUAUGGUGGCUUACUUCUCUUUUCUGGAUUUUUGCUGUAUGAUACUCAGCGAAUAAUAAAACUUGCUGAAGUUUACCCCAAAAAUGCAGCUCGUCCGUAUGACCCAGUAAAUGCCUCAAUCUCUAUUUAUCUAGAUACGGUGAACAUCUUCAUACGAAUUGCUAUGAUUCUAGCUGGUUCAGGAAGCAACAGAAGGAAAUAAUGAAGAUCAAACUAAAUUCUAUGUAAAAUAAUCUUUGUAAUUGAUUUAAAUUGGUACUUCAUUUCCUUAAGUUAUUGUGUAACUUUUUAUUACCUAAUAAAAACUUAAAAAUUGCAACAGGACAAUUCAAACUGUAAUAUUAUUUUGGUUGUUAGUAGAUUAGAAACCCUUUUAUUAUAUGCUUAAAAAAAGCUAAGAAUGACAAGAUAAGAAUUAUUUUGUGGUUAUUUAGGAUGAACUACAGAAAUACUUUAUUACUGAUUUUUUUCCCUAUAACCUUUUCCCAUUUGUUAAAAGUAUUAUAAAAUUUGAUUUAUAGAUUUAUCUAGUCUGCACUUGAAGUGUUGGCUACUGCUACAGUAUUUAGUGAAUUAAGUCAACAAUAUCAUGUUUUAACAGUUGUUAUAAUGUCAAUAAUGAAUGUGUGUCAAUAAAUGUUUUGUCACUCUUUCGACACUUUGCUGCCCA
Molecule: messenger RNA, 1622 nt
Organism: Schistocerca cancellata (South American locust)
Lineage: Eukaryota; Metazoa; Arthropoda; Insecta; Orthoptera; Acrididae
Product: growth hormone-inducible transmembrane protein-like
Exons: 8
Coding region: 141-1154 (337 amino acids)
Cellular component (GO): mitochondrial inner membrane
Source: RefSeq, a predicted model, not a curated record